Molecule: messenger RNA, 801 nt
Organism: Cotesia congregata
Lineage: Eukaryota; Metazoa; Arthropoda; Insecta; Hymenoptera; Braconidae
Source: the annotation of a GenBank genome assembly
AUGACGGAUAGUCAGCAGCAGUUUUGCUUAAGGUGGAACAACUUUCAGGCAAAUAUAACAAGUCAAUUUGAAGCAUUACGCGAUGAUGAGGACUUUGUCGACGUUACGUUUGCCUGUGAUGGUAGAAGACUCCAGGCUCACAAGGUCGUUCUUUCGGCUUGCAGUCCGUACUUCAAGGAGUUGUUCAAGACGAAUCCUUGCAAACAUCCGAUAAUUUUUAUGAGAGAUGUAGAAUUCGAACACCUACAAUCCUUGUUAGAAUUUAUGUACGCUGGUGAGGUGAAUAUUUCUCAAGCAGAAUUACCGACUUUUCUACGAACUGCUGAGUCGCUUCAAAUUCGCGGGCUUACAGACUCGCAAAAUCAACAUAACAACGAAAAGCGCAGCAGAACUCCACCAGCAUCGAGUCCACCACCUCUCAAAAGGCUGUGCAAAAAAAGUGAUUCACCGAAAAACUCUAGUCCAUUACCCGCUGUUGCGCCUUGUGCAACCAGUACUCCUCGUACUCGCCCAGUAAUUGAGCCCCAAGUUCAGCUCGAUUGUUACAAAGAUCUCGAUAUUGUUGAGCCUAAGGUUGAACUACCGGAGUAUGGUAGUGAUGAAGAUUAUUCACCAAAGCAAGAAGUCAAUGCGGUACCCGGAGGAUUCAUCAGCUUGGACGGAGGUAUGGAAGUUUUACCAGCUUACCCGCCGUCUUACCAAGGAAGUGGAUUAGAGGGAGGGAUACCAGGCCCGUCACAUGGGAAUGCUGAACCAAAUCAAGAACAAGUACGAGCACCAUUACAAACAGCAACAACCUAG